AUGUCCACUGCUCCAAUACCUCCAGCUGCUUACCCAUGGAACAUACCAGGUCGUAUCGCUGAGCUCAAGGCGAUAAUUAACAAUCCUGAAACAAGCGAUGAGCAGAAGAUAAAUGUGCAAGUAGCAAUCAACCUCUACGGUGGGAAGAUGCAGCCUAUACCGCGCGUCUGCAUCCAGGGUGGAAAGGUUAUAAAUCUUCAAAAGCUUGAUUUCUCCCGCCCGUUCUGGAUGGAGGUACUUUCACUUUAUCAUUCCCUGAAGCUGGUUUAUCCCCUGUUCUCUGCUUACCCAUUUUCCAUCCAGGGCUAUCUCCAACAACUCUCAGCACAGACUGCAAUUCCCGCCACCGAGCCAGCGUCAUAG
Messenger RNA from Trichophyton rubrum CBS 118892, 363 nucleotides. RefSeq lists its product as uncharacterized. Lineage: Eukaryota; Fungi; Ascomycota; Eurotiomycetes; Onygenales; Arthrodermataceae. The transcript is spliced from 2 exons. The record is from RefSeq and is a predicted model, not a curated record. The coding region runs from base 1 to 363 and encodes 120 amino acids.